This is a messenger RNA of Saprolegnia parasitica CBS 223.65, 612 nucleotides long. RefSeq lists its product as hypothetical. NCBI's taxonomy places the organism in Eukaryota, Oomycota, Saprolegniomycetes, Saprolegniales, Saprolegniaceae. The coding region runs from base 1 to 612 and encodes 203 amino acids. The record is from RefSeq and is a predicted model, not a curated record. The transcript has 3 exons.
AUGGAAGUGUCGGACGACAAGAUUGCGGCCAAGAAGAAGGCGUACUACGAGAAGAACCGCGCACAAGCGCUGACGAAGCAGAAGGAAUACCGCCACAAGAACAAGGACGACUGCCUGGCCAAGAAAAAGGCGUGGUAUAUGGCGAAUCGGGCGCCUUUAGCCGCCUACUACCGAGCUCGUCGAGCGCGAAAGAAGGCGAUUGCGGCCGGCGAGGUCCCACCGCCAAUGCCCAAAAUCGCCGAUUUCCGAGCUCAACACGAAGCGUCUGGCUGCGUCGCUCCGGCUGCGUCGACGCGCGCGGCCACGCUCGCACCAGAACUCUCCGACGAAGAAGACGACGACGUCCUCCACCCCUUGGCCGCCACCACCAAGAAGGUUGCCAUGGUUUCGUUCACAGACGAGCAUCCAUUUAACAUGCGUGAGCGUGGGCCCGAGCCGUGCUGCGACGAGUGUGCGCUUUUUCAGCCGAAUGCGCUCACGUCGGCGACCAACACGGUGCUCUUGGCAGGCACGUACAUGUGUACGUUCUGCCGCGACUGGACCUACUACCGUCUCCACCGCAAGCUCAAGCGCACCCGCGCCGACGCCCGCCUCGACGCUCUCGCAGCUUGA